Molecule: messenger RNA, 2465 nt
Organism: Cucumis melo (muskmelon)
Lineage: Eukaryota; Viridiplantae; Streptophyta; Magnoliopsida; Cucurbitales; Cucurbitaceae
Product: protein transport protein SFT2-like
Exons: 4
Coding region: 242-850 (202 amino acids)
Biological process (GO): vesicle-mediated transport
Cellular component (GO): membrane
Source: RefSeq, a predicted model, not a curated record
UUUGCUCCCAUUUCUUAAAAUGUUUACUUUUUUCUUCCUCGUGAUCAUAAUUUGGGUGAUUGGUGUUUGCCUUUUCCCUUCGUUUUGAAGGCUUCGUCUACACUUGCUUCGAGAAAACAACCAAAAUCGUUCGCUAUCACAACCAAUUUCAAAUUCCCAAAUCAAAGUGCAACGCUUGAACCUUUUUCUCAAAUAAUUUGAACUUCGUUGUGGAAGGGGCUGUUUGUCUGCCGAGAAAACGAUGCAGAAAAUGGCGCAGGGUUGGUUCACGCAAGGAGGUAGUAGUGGCAGUGAUAAUCAACUCAAAACUUCCUCUUCGUUGCUCGCCGAUUGGAACUCUUACGCAGAAUCACAAGCUGCUGAUGAUAGCACCUUCAAUAUGGGAAUUGGAUUGGAUCUCGAAAGUGCUGUUAGGUCCGCCAAUGAAACUGUUUCGGGAACCUUCAACGUGGUUUCUAAAGGAGUGAGAGAACUUCCUGGAAACUUCCAAUCUGCCACUAGCAAUGUUCCCUCAGGAAAAGCCCUUAUGUAUUUUGGUUUGUUUCUAGCAACUGGGGUUUUCUUUAUUUUCAUUGCGUUUACAAUGUUCCUUCCUGUCAUGGUUCUGAUGCCUCAAAAGUUUGCCAUCUGCUUUACGCUUGGAUGUUGCUUCAUCAUUGGAUCCUUUUUUGCUCUCAAGGGUCCGAAGAAUCAGCUUGCACAUAUGUUCUCAAAAGAGAGACUUCCUUUUACAGUGAUCUUUAUUGGUAGUAUGUUGGGCACCUUAUAUGUUUCCAUGGGCCUCCACAGCUAUAUUCUGUCAGUUUUCUUCUCUGUAUUACAGGCUGUUAAGAAAGGAACCAAUUCUUGAGGGAAGCUUGCAGCUGCCUUUUUGCAAGAUUCUUUGGAUUAUGGAGAAAGAAAUGGCUUGGAAAAAUCUGGUUUUGAAAGGUGGAAUGUUGACGACCUUAACCGAUCAUAAUUGGAGUGUAGUGUGGAUUGCAAUAAUGUGUAGUCAUAAAUCUUCAAAAAAUUCUUUAUCAUAUUCAGUAAGCAAAACCAUCCUUGUUUUGAGACUCCUGAGAAUAUAUGAAUAAAUGAUUAGAUUUUCCAGAGGCACUUCGAGCAACAUACCUCAGAAACCAACCUGAUGGGGUUCAGAAUUUUGUCAGUCUCGUAGCUUCCUUCCCAUCAUAAUUGUUUUUUUUAAGAACUUCCAAUCAGGUUUUUGGACUAGACCUGAAAUUAAAUCAACAAACCAUUCUAGUUGGUGCCUGGAUAAACUGAGAAUUUUUCGGAAAUCUACAUCUUCGAUGUGAAACAGCCCCUUUUCAAACCAAAUGCAGUAGUAGGAAUCUAUGAUUUUGCAACUCUUCACUUACAUUUCUAAGUUUGUUGAAUACGCCUGAAGUUCGCCAAGGAAAACCGUGACCAGAAGAGAGGGGGGCGGAGAUGAGAGAGAGGAGAGGAAGAAGAGAGGGGAGAGAACUUACUUCAUCAGGCUGACAUGUGUUGUACUCUAAUACAAAACGAACUCAACAAAACCAUUCUAUGCUUAAAACCCUGUGGCUUCAUUCCUUCCAUUUGAGCCACAAAGUUAUCCUCAUUGGACAAUCCCACAAAAAGUUAGAUUUAUCUUCAAACCAUCCACCUUUUGAGGAAAGCAAAUGGACAAACCUGGCUCCUUUUAUAUGGAAAAGCCAAGCCUUUCGAGCAAACUUACAGUGAUGAAAAUAUGAUCCUAAGAAGCAUAGAUAUAUAUGGAUAGGAUGGGAUAUGGUGAUUAGUCCAUUUCUCUAGUAGGGAGCUUUUCUUUGCAUCUUAUCAACAGUGUUCAAGCUUUUAUAGAUCACGGACUAAAAGAAUUUCAGCUUUUCUUGGACUUAAAACCGCCAGAAGUAGUCCAGGAGAGGAAACUUUGCCUCGGGUGUUUUAGUAUGGUGAACGAAGGCUGAUUUUGCUGGGACCACCCGAAGCCUCUAGCUUUCAACAAAUUCUGUCGUGGACAUCAGGACUACAUUGCCUCGGGUGUUUUGGUGUUCAAGCUUCCUAAUUUGAACAGCAUCCACCUUCGCUGUUUAAUUUCAUGACCUCUUUCGAAUAAUUCUCUUCCUAGUGGACAUCAUCCCAACAAUCAAUCAGCUAUCUUUUCUUUUUUAAUAUUUUUUUGAAGUUGGUGCAUAGAACUUCAGGAAGAGAAUACUCACCCGACUGUUUUGUUUGGUCACAUAAUUCUACAUGUGAUAUGCAUGCCAAUCUCAACCUAUAGUAUAUUGAUAGGAAUGCUAUAAGGGUAUUAAGAGUAUAUUAGUAAUCAGCUAGGAGUUGUUAUGUUUGUUGGUUAUAAAUGGAGUAAGUGGAUUAGGACUUGAGAGUCCUCUCAAGAAAGGAGAGUUUAAGAGUGUCUUGUAGUUCUAAUAUUUAUAUAUUUCAUCCAUUUUCGAUUUCCCGUUUCUUUAUCAUACAUGACACAAUUUUCAAAUUGA